AGUCUGUAAGAUUCUGAAAAGAGCAUAAAAUGGAUUCAAGACCCUAUUAUGGUAAUGUUUUUAUUUAUGGUCUAUUAAAACAGACUAAAUUCCACAAUCCUAUAAUAGGUAAAUGGGCAUAUUUGAAGAGGAAAAAAAAUCAAGAAUCGGAGCCUUAAACUUACAUAAUGAUGAUAGUAUGCUGUAAGACGAUUGUUAAAAGGCAGCACGGAGCUUCACUUUACCAAAUACACAAUCAACUUUGAAAAUUCUUAAGGAAAGCUUAAAUACAUGGGAAAAAUGGAUGGCAAAAUAUAAUGGCAUCUCUACACCCAAUGAAGUAACAGGUUUAGGCUUGUUUGUACAGCUCCCUAAAAUUUAAGCUGAAACAGCAUACAAAAACCAAAAUCCACAAAAUGGGUCAAGAAGUGGUUGGGAAAUGUCUUACUCUAGAUUGAAACAUUUAAUCAUACAAAAUAGAUUGUACUUAUACACUUAUUAAACAUUUUAAUCUACUUUGGCAUACUGAAUAAAACAUGGCUGGAUUAAACCAAACAAAAACUAUUAUUGGUACCAAAAUAAUUUUUUUUAAUGUUGAAGCGCACCUAUCAUCACCACUGAAAUUUGCAAGCCUGUUUUUUUUUUUUUUUCAAAAGUGGAGACAUUUUAUUUGCCUUUCAGGAAAAACGAAUCAAAUUAAUCAACUAAAACACAGCAUUGUAAUUUGCAGUAAAAAAUCAACACAUUUUGGUAACUGGCUCGGGUAAGGAAAAAAAAGCCCUGUCUUUUCAUGUAAACAUAAUAAGCCUGUAAUAUGCUGCAGACAAACGCACUGCAUGGGGUGUGGAGGACCCGAGCUGAUUAGAUUACCACAACAUCAGCCUGGGGCCGCCAUUUUUAGAAUCUGUAAAGGACAAAAGAGGGAAAUUUCAGUUUUUACUCCCCAUCUCAGAAAUUGAAGGAAAAAACAGACUAUUUUCCAAAUAGGUAUUCGUGUCUCCAGCCUAGAGUUGAAUGCACCUCACUUAAUUCUCUCCAAGGUCUCCAGAACUCCAAACACCUUACCUUAUUCACAUCUCUAAAAAGGGAACAAAAUAGGCAAAACGAGGUUUACUCUAGAACUAACUCUAGCGAUUUCUCUUUGACUUUAAAUUGUAUCAUUCUUAAGACAGAGCCCAGCAAGGACGGAUCUAUACGGAACUAAGGCCAGUAGAAGAGAGCACUCUGGAUUGUUUUUUCUCACCCCCACCUCGUUUAGCACAGUGAACCGUUUGUUUCUCAUCUGUGUCUGCUGCCACAGAGUCUGUGCCAAUCCCUUGGUCAAAAUAAGCUUUUCUGAAAUGAGCCAUAUUGUAGAUCCUAAGGCUCCGGCACAGUAAAGCACGGCGGUAAUGCAAAACGAGUGGGGGAGGAGACUCAGAAGGCUGGGUACUGGGGUGACCACCUCAGGGGCGGGUUCACCCUCUCCAGUAGAGGAUGAGGAGCUAGCUGUCUCGCUUUCCCACAAAGAGAGAUGCCCAGGGCGUUCUUCUUACCCCCUUCGUAUUCAUGUGCACAUUAUACCAGAGACUGUCCAUCAAGAAAUGGAAGAAGAAAAUGGGGCCUAUAUGGCUUUUCAGCACCUGAACAAGACACGGUUGAGAAAAGGGAGCGGUGGCAGCUCCUGGGACCACUUCGACACAAACCCUACUAACAGUCACAAGCCUCCCUCUUCACUCAAGCGGCCUUAACCCGCUGCCAAUGAGGAGUGCGCCCCCUCCCUAACUCCCACUCUCAAGGGGGUUUAACUGCCAGUUUCCCCUUCCCCAAUCCUAAAACCCGCCAUAAUGCUCCAUUUCUAGGGUCAGGGAAAAGAAAGGAUACAUUGGAUUUAAGCAAGCAACGUCUUGCGCCGGCAAAGACACCUGAGAGUCAACGUCUACUCCCCAGCUUAAGGAUAAAGAUGAGAGACCUCCCUCCCCCUUCAAACACAAGUCCCCCAACCCUGCAAGCCCCAGGAACUCCCACGGAGACGACAGGCACUGACCUGUGAUGUUCACACACGAGACACCCGAACUCCGUUAUGUGCUAGACCCCCAAGGAGUCUCUCCGCACCUCCGCAAACAGGCGACCCCCCGACAGCAGCCACUGCGGACACAGGACCCGGCUCCACACACCCCCUCCCCAAACAGCAGCGCGCAGCCUCUUCACCAGGAACCGAGUAGGGGAGGGGGCACCCAGGCAGUCAACAGGAACGCAGAGGCGACGGCGAGGCUGCUCGGAGUGUCUAUGCCCACUCUGUUGCCGCUCCCGAACUCCGGCACGGUCUCCGACUCGGCCCCCUGCGCCCGCUCAGUGUCACUGCCUCUCGCUCUGGGAAAAUGGCGGCGACGGCGGCGGCGGCCGCGGCGGCGGCCGCGGCGGCGGCGGCGGCAAGUGCACGGGGCCCGCCCGUCCCGCUCCGCAGGGGCAGAGGGGGAGGGGAUGAAGCUGCCCGGCGCCAUUUUGCUUGUGGGCUGCAACCCGCCGUUGCCUCUCAGCGGAGGCUCGAAGAUAGCAAACUGGAGGCGGUGAGGGGGACGGAGUCUCUGUAUUUCUGACAACAGAUGCAUUCAACAAUCCACCGAAGGUUUGAGGAAGUGUCGAUGUUCGGUGGGACUGGUUCUUUCCCCCUUUCCCCCAGUGGCCCUCAAAUCUGGAUAUAGGUGAGCUUGGCAUGCCAGUAUUGGGUGCACGGACAAGGACAGCAGGGCCUGGGAACGAACUCCCUCCCGUCACCCUUCGAAAGCGAUACACUUUCUCCUCCUCCCAAACAACCCCAGUCCCGUCUCCCCGUCCCUCUCCCCCUCCUCCCCCAGCCCAGUCUGGCCUCCGGCGCUGGGUGAACCCGGUUGGGGUGUCACUCGACGCCCACUAGGGGCUGAGGAGGCUCCAGUGCGCAGGCUCCGGGCACCGGAUAAAAGCGGAGCUGGCGAGUCCCGCGCUGUCUCGAUGGAGGAGCAAGAAACGGAAGAGGUCGGGGGGAGAAGCAGCAGGAAAAAUGCAGCCACCGUCAACGCCGCCUCCCUGCCACCGUGUUUCGGGGUAAAAAGCUGCCGUUGCCGUCGGUGCAGUUGCCGUCGCUGCCUCCUAUACUUCUCUUGGCCUCGGGGAAGGAUUUCCCCACCGGUGGGACAAUGUGCGGGGAGGGGAGUGGGAAUUCCUUUAUGUGGCGGUGAUUAAACGAGGGAGGGACAGAGAGACAGUGAUCUCGAAGAAAAAAGGGGAGACCAAAGAAUAAAAGGGUUUCCCCACUAAAAUGACA
This is a messenger RNA of Macaca mulatta (Rhesus monkey), 3262 nucleotides long. NCBI's taxonomy places the organism in Eukaryota, Metazoa, Chordata, Mammalia, Primates, Cercopithecidae. The record is from RefSeq and is a predicted model, not a curated record.